Molecule: messenger RNA, 1198 nt
Organism: Chaetomium strumarium
Lineage: Eukaryota; Fungi; Ascomycota; Sordariomycetes; Sordariales; Chaetomiaceae
Product: Isochorismatase-like protein
Exons: 2
Coding region: 212-901 (229 amino acids)
Source: RefSeq, a predicted model, not a curated record
UGACAAACUUACACUACUCGGUUCCUGAGCUUCUUAUCGUGUCACUGCACAUCGGACAGCUGCCCCCCCAUUCCGAGAGGCUAGAACCCCCUCACAGUCUGACAAACUCAAACCCUCUGUCCUACAUAAGCUUUGCCCGGUUUGAAAGCUGCACUACAGAACAAGCCUCUGUGGGAUGGGCGUGUAGGCAUCAAUUCCCUCAGCUCCAGCCAUGGAUGAGCCGGACUUCCGGCCAGCGCUGCUGGUCAUCGAUAUGCAAGAGGAUUUUUGCCCGCCGUCCGGCUCGCUCGCCGUCCCAGAAGGCCGCGACGUCACGCCGCUGAUCAACAUCCUUCUGGCCCUCCCCUCCAUUCGGCUCAAGGUAGCCACCAAAGACUGGCAUCCGCCCAACCACAUCUCUUUCGCAAGCAACCACAAGAACAAGCGGGCCUUCGUCGACACCACAACCAUCACCAACCCGCACAACGCGGCCGAGACGUACACCACGCGCCUCUGGCCGACACACUGCGUGCAGUCCACGCCGGGCGCCGCCCUGAUCCCGGAACUCGACACGGCCCGCCUCUCACACGUGAUCGAGAAGGGGACAGACCCGCGCGUGGAGAUGUACAGCGCCUUCUACGCGCCGCUGAGCCUGCCGCGCGUAUCAGACAGCGGGUUGGCGGGCUUGUUGCGCGAGCAGGGCAUCACGCGCGUGUACGUGGUCGGGCUGGCGGGCGACUAUUGCGUGCGCAGCACGGCGGAGGACGCAGUGCGGGAAGGGUUUGAGGCGUAUGUGAUCGAGGAAGGGACGAGGCCUGUGGAUCCGGCAUUGUGGGGGGAGGUGAAGAGGGAGAUGGAGGGUAAUGGGGUGCGGGUUGUGAGGCAGGAUGAUAGGGAGGUGAGGAGGUUGUUUGGGCAGUGAUGGUGGCCUAGUGAGACCCGUCCCCUGAGAAGCAGGGCUGGGAGGGGAGCCUUCGCCUUGCCGCAUGGAAGAAGCUUACCAGCAGGCCCAUAAGUGGUAGAAGAUAAAGAGGCCAGAUGUGGUAAUUGGGCUGAUGAAAUGAGCAUGUUCUCUGUAGAGAUUUGCGAAUGUUUUGCUUGCCCUGGAACUCCCCGCUCAAGAUGGCCCGGUUCAUGUCUCAUGCAAUUCAUUACUAGGUACUAUUUACACUCCACAGCAGGCGGACUAAUAGGCUAGAUAGAGAAGCAAGCCUCAUCC